Cloeon dipterum is the source of this 2208-nucleotide messenger RNA. RefSeq names its product heparan-alpha-glucosaminide N-acetyltransferase-like. Bases 238 to 2004 code for a protein of 588 amino acids. The transcript has 12 exons. NCBI's taxonomy places the organism in Eukaryota, Metazoa, Arthropoda, Insecta, Ephemeroptera, Baetidae. The record is from RefSeq and is a predicted model, not a curated record.
GUUUUGUACUACUGGCUGAUUUUUGCACUGCGCACUGCACAGCUGAUGGAGAGGCACCAGUCAGUAACAGGCACUUGGAUGAGGAAAAUCCGCAAUUAGUUGGCAUUGUUUCUCGUUGGUCUCACGAAUGAUUUUGCGGCAUUUGCGGUGGAGGGCGAAUGGAGUCACUCUUUGCCACCGAUCAUCAGGAGAUUAUUUUUUCUAGGCGGUGAAUGUCAUCCUGUAAGUGGAUUGAAGAUGAGUGAUUUGUCUUUCUCUCCUCGGUGGCCUCGAAUAUUUGAAGUCAAUGGCAAGAGGUGUAACCUGAGCUCAAUAUCAGACUUGAGCUUUAGCGAAGCGUGUCUCUUCAUCAGCUCCACGGCAGAAGACGCACUUCACUUUGUGGGCCAAUCGCUCCAGUGUGUGAACUGUGAUUUAAUAGAAUGGACAAGCAUCGCACCAAACACGAGUGUUCCCAUUCUCAUCACGUCAGCUUAUCCAGUAUUAUUCGAAAUCCGGAAUUCCGACACUCAGGUUUUGCACAGAUUUGAGGGAAAGCUCGGCGAAAGGGGCGUUUAUGAUGUCAACUGCACAGAAACCUCCUGUGGUCGUUUGGUCACAGUCCAGGAUCCUGAUGAUUCUUUGAUCGGAAUCAUUUAUGUGCUGCUCUCCUUGCUGGUCCUACAACUGGGCUGGAUUGGUCUUCAACAUAUUUCAAACACUAACUGGUACCAGCGAAUGGUGUCAAAGGAGGAUUCAGUCAGUGAGAUUGAAAAUGAUUUGGGCAGUCCAAGCACAUUUGUCGACGCGUCCGUGAGGACCAUAAUGCAGCAAGCAGUGCAGAAGCAGAAUUCCAGGGUAAAAUCUUUGGACGUGUUCCGAGGGCUCUGUAUAGUGCUGAUGAUUUUCGUUAACUAUGGCGGUGGAAAGUACCCGAUUUUUGAGCACGCCACCUGGAACGGCAUGACAAUCGCGGAUGUGGUGUUUCCCUCCUUCAUGUGGAUCAUGGGGCUGAGCAUGGCGCUGUCCAUGAGAUCGCAACUGCGCAGCGGCGUCACGAGAAAGAAACUGGCACUGCGGUGUAUCCAGCGAGGCUUGAAACUUAUCCUCAUUGGACUAAUGCUCAACUCCAAUGGCAACAACAACUUUGCCACCCUCAGAAUUCCUGGUGUACUUCAGCGGCUAGGAGUUGCGUACAUAAUUGUGUCCGUGAUGGAGGCGUUUCGCAUGAAGCUGCAAAGUUGCCAGCAGCCGCAUAGACUGGCGUGGCUGCAGGAUGUGGCUGACGGCUGGUUGCAGUGGAUUUUAAUCCUCAUCUUGAUCGUCAUUCAUUCGGCCUUGACGUUCGCCCUUCCUGUGCCUGAUUGCCCAACCGGUUACCUGGGUCCUGGCGGAAUACAAGACCAGGGAAACUACAAAAACUGCACCGGUGGUGCUGCAGGAUACAUCGACCGAGUCCUCUUUGGGCCAAAUCACCUCUACCAACACCCCACUGUCAGGAAGUUUUACUACACAGAAGUUCCAUUUGACCCGGAAGGUCUGAUUGGAAACCUGACCGCUGUCCUCCUUGUCUACCUCGGGGUCCAAGCCGGUCGAAUAAUGCUGACCUACUCUAAUCCAUGGUCACGAAUCCUGCGGUGGAUUGUCUGGGGUGGUAUAGCGGGAUUGAUUGGAGGCAUCCUAUGCAACUUUUCCAAAGAAUUUGGCGUGAUUCCAGUCAACAAGAACCUUUUUUCACUCAGCUUUGUGCUUGUCAACUCUUGCCUGGACUUCUUCUUGCUGUCCUUCCUCUAUUUCAUCGUAGACGUGAAGCACGUCUGGAGUGGCAGUCCGUUCUAUUUUACAGGAAUGAAUUCGCUGCUUGUGUACAUCUUGCAUGGAUUCACUGGAAAUAUGUUGCCUUGGCGCUGGCAGCCGCUAGGGAAUUCUCAUAUGGAAGUGUUAUUCAUGGAUGCCUGGGCAGCGUCAUUGUGGGUUAUUGUAUCCUAUUUUUGGUUCAGAAACAACUUCUUUUUUACUGUUUAAAGUACUCCAAUUAUCACGAUAUUACUUGCAAUGUUCAAUGCACAUGCUUGGUGAGGAUAAUUUGAUAACUCGUUACAAUUAGCUGCAGACCUUGUUCAUGAUAUUACCAGGCUGUUUGACUGAAUUUCAUUAAUCACGUCUUUAUUUUCCAUAUCAUUAUGUAUAGUCAAAGAGAAUUUAAAUAUAAUGCACUUAGGAACUGAG